AUGGUAACGAAGAAAGCUCCUGUAGAAUAUAUGAAAAUAGUGGCGAACUCCACCUGGCCAGAUAAGCCUGACAAUAUUACUUUCGAUACCCAACCAGAAUUUUCUGCCGAACAUUUAAUAAUUGCACAUGGAUUUAAAUCAGAAUCGCAUACCGUUCUAACUGGUGAUGGUUACAUGAUAACUAUGCAUCGAAUAAUGCGUGACCUCGAUAAACGUUACGACCGUGCUGUCAUACUAUAUCAUGGUAUACUUGGAAGCUCCGAAGACUGGCUACUUCUUGGUGAAAAAAGGGCGCUACCUUACUUGUUAAGUGAUGGUGGAUACGAUGUGUGGCUGCUAAAUGCACGAGGUAACAAAUACUCAAAAAUACAUACAGGGACAAGCUCUGAAAGACUAGAAUUUUGGGAUUUUUCCUGGCACGAAAUGGGUAUUUACGAUUUACCUGCAGCUUUUAAAUAUAUAAGCGAAAUUACCAAUAAAGCAGAACUCAACUUCAUAGGACAUUCUAUCGGAGCCACAGCACUACUAGUCCUUUUGUCAACGGCACCAGAAUACAACAAAGUAUUAAGAUCAGGGAUCUUACUGGCACCAUUGGCAUUUAUGUAUCAUGCAAAAGGUCCGAUCAGGCUGUUAGCAAAUUUUUAUAGCACAAAUGGUCACAGUUCUCUAAACUUCUUGGGUCAGACUGAGUUUAUGAACUCGGGGCCAUUUCCGGAGCAAAUUGUUAAAAGAUAUUGUAAAGGAGAUACAAAGUCGUGUGAAAAUCCAAUGUUACUAUUAGUGAAUGGUGGCAGUCAUUUGUUCGAGCCGAAGCUGAUGGAAGAUGUACUGGCCCAUACCCCGGGUGGCACAUCUGCAAAAACAGUAAUCCAUUAUGUGCAGUUGGCGUCUACGCACGAUAUUAGUGAAAAGGGUUCUAAGAGAUGCGUAGCGACUGAGAAGGGCUUAUACUAG
Spodoptera exigua (beet armyworm) is the source of this 954-nucleotide messenger RNA. The record is from the annotation of a GenBank genome assembly. Lineage: Eukaryota; Metazoa; Arthropoda; Insecta; Lepidoptera; Noctuidae.